This is a messenger RNA of Postia placenta MAD-698-R-SB12, 1827 nucleotides long. RefSeq lists its product as hypothetical. The coding region runs from base 1 to 1827 and encodes 608 amino acids. The transcript has 10 exons. The record is from RefSeq and is a predicted model, not a curated record. NCBI's taxonomy places the organism in Eukaryota, Fungi, Basidiomycota, Agaricomycetes, Polyporales, Adustoporiaceae. Gene Ontology annotation, molecular function: protein binding.
AUGGCCGACAACGUCAAUGCCACAGAUUCGGCCUCGUUAAUUGACGCCACAGACGCGUUGAGCGAAGCAGGAGCUCGCACGCCUGAGCAAGGAAGCGGUCCAGAAAAUAACGGAGACACGGAAACGGAAAAUCACGGGUCGGGAUACGUCGAAGAACAAUAUUGGAUAGUCGACGAAUCUGACAGUGACAGUGACGAUUGCUACGAAUAUUCAAGUGAUUCUAGCGAUGACGAUGACAACGAAAGUGAAGCCAGCAUUUGCAGCGACGACGAAGAUGACGGCCCUGAACUCAAAGAAGAAACAUCGACACCUUCAGUGACAGCAUCGCAUUCUGGCCAACCGCCCUCCGCAAGCAAGUUACUGACCUUGAGCCUGGACCUGAUACUGGAGAUUACUAGUUAUCUUCUACCGUCCGAUUUGAUCACGCUGGUCGACACAAACCGGUCUUUUCGCUCAUUCCUCAUGUCCCCUGACCAAAGAGGUGUCUGGAAGAUGGCUCUGCAGAGGGUCCCUGAUGGAACUCCUCCGUGUCCUCCCGAUGUCUCCGAGCCACAGUGGGCCCGCUUGAUCCUUGGGGGACCGAAAUGCCAGAAAAUGUUUGAAGAAACAGCCUUGUCUGCGGUGUAUAAUCAACUAAAGGACGAUGUGCGUUUGCACAAAGCAGGUGCGGAGCAGGCGCUUGAGACAUUCUGCAUGACGCGGAAAUCGUACGUCCGAUCUGUGUAUAAGUUUGCGGCCCCUUAUGCCGAUUGGAUGAUAGAGUAUACCGAAGACCGUGCACGCGAGAGAGAAGAACGUGACAAUGUGCGCUACGGAGAAGCGCUCAAAAGAUUUAUGGAACUCUCCUAUGAGCAACAAGACAUUGAAAGUAUUCGUAGCAUCAUAUGCGCGAGUGAUCACAGAAUCACGGAUACCAACUGGAUGCGCGUUCGCGGAAGGCUCGAGCCCCAUCUGAUCAAGGCACUGGAGACACGUAUUGCACGCGAGCGUCGGCAUCUCAUACACUCGCGCAUAAAGGCCCUCGAACCCGCCUAUAACAACUAUAAGAGGACUCUGACACCUAUCCAAUGGACAACACUGCCCCGCCUCUCUACCAUGCGGCAGGUACCAGAGAUUGAUGACCUCGUCAAUGAUGACUCGGAUGCCCCUCCUGAUCUGGCUCGCUACGAAGCUGCUUUCAGUUGUGCCCCGGAGGUCGCUGAGGAACUCUCUGAGCGGCGGAGAGAAGGGCUGUACAAAGAGCUUGGUGCUGCAGGUCACAGUCAUGCCAUGGAGAUCGACCGACUCUCUUUGGCAACUGCAGUUUUCAAAUGCGUAGCCACGCGGCCCUGCACCAGGGGCCUGCUGUUCUCCUGGGCGGAGGUUCAACAACAUAACUGUGGAAGCACUAUCGGCCGUUAUGGAUCUCGUUGGCAGAAAUACAGGUACUUUAUCCGGGAUCCUGUCAAGGCCAGCCCAGGGCAAAGGAUCCUUGAUCCCAAUACCUCACGCCCGGAGGAUCUCGACAGAAUAGAUGCACGGUUCAUUUGUACCAAAUGUCUCCCAAACCUGCUUCAAAAUGAUGGGAGUAGGCAUGUACUUGGUUAUGAAGCAUUCUGCUGGCGGCGCUACGUGGCUCAUGUGGAGGAAGAAAGACACCCGCUCAGAUUUUGCAAGCUCACUCCCUCAACGUGUUGGGCGAGAAUCAAAGAGCUGGAGAUCCGCGAUUGGUACAGAUGUCACGCCAUCGAAUCCCCUCGAGAAGAUGAGGAUUUCUUCUUGGCUUACCGCGGCAGCCUACCCCUCCGCGUAAGAUCAACAUCUGUAGAGGUAUCUGCCGCUGAGUAA